GAAGUUGCUCCGACCGCAGCAUCUUAAGGACGAUCCUUUAUUUCUGAAGGACACUCACCAUCACCUGGGAAACCAACAAGCCUCCUGCAAUCAUGAGCUCCGAUGCAGAGAUGGCCAUUUUUGGAGAAGCAGCUCCCUACCUCCGGAAACCAGAGAAGGAGAGGAUCGAGGAUCAAAAUCGCCCUUUUGACUCCAAGAAAGCCUGCUUUGCAGUGGAUGAGAAAGAAAUGUAUGUGAAAGGCAUGAUCCAGAGCAGGGAAAAUGACAAGGUCAUCGUCAAAACCCUAGAUGACCGGACGCUCACUCUGAACAGUGACCAGGUGUUCCCCAUGAACCCUCCGAAGUUUGACAAGAUCGAGGACAUGGCCAUGAUGACCCACCUGCAUGAGCCCGCUGUGCUGUACAACCUCAAAGAGCGUUAUGCAGCCUGGAUGAUCUAUACCUACUCAGGGCUCUUCUGUGUCACCGUCAACCCCUACAAGUGGCUGCCGGUGUACAACCCUGAGGUGGUGACAGCCUACAGAGGCAAAAAGCGCCAGGAGGCCCCGCCCCACAUCUUCUCCAUCUCUGACAACGCCUAUCAGUUCAUGCUGACUGAUCGAGACAACCAGUCCAUCCUCAUCACUGGAGAAUCCGGGGCUGGGAAGACGGUGAACACCAAGCGUGUCAUCCAGUACUUUGCAACAAUUGCAGUCACUGGGGACAAGAAGAAGGAACAGCAGCCAGGCAAAAUGCAGGGAACUCUGGAGGAUCAGAUCAUCCAGGCCAACCCCCUCCUGGAGGCCUUUGGGAAUGCCAAGACCGUAAGGAAUGACAACUCCUCAAGAUUCGGAAAGUUCAUCCGGAUUCACUUUGGAGCCACGGGAAAGCUGGCAUCGGCAGACAUCGAAACCUAUCUCUUGGAAAAAUCCAGAGUGACAUUUCAGUUAUCCAGUGAGAGGAGCUAUCAUAUCUUUUAUCAAAUCAUGUCCAACAAGAAGCCAGAACUAAUUGACCUACUUCUGAUUUCAACCAACCCCUUUGACUUCCCCUUCGUGAGUCAAGGAGAGGUCACAGUAGCCAGCAUUGAUGACAGUGAAGAACUCUUGGCCACGGAUAAUGCCAUUGACAUCCUGGGCUUCAGCUCAGAGGAGAAAGUUGGGAUCUACAAGCUGACAGGAGCCGUGAUGCAUUAUGGGAACAUGAAAUUCAAGCAGAAGCAGCGGGAGGAGCAGGCAGAGCCAGACGGUACUGAAGUGGCUGACAAAGCUGGGUACCUGAUGGGUCUGAAUUCUGCAGAAAUGCUGAAAGGCCUGUGCUGUCCAAGGGUGAAGGUGGGGAACGAAUAUGUCACCAAAGGGCAAAAUGUCCAGCAGGUGACAAACUCAGUGGGCGCUCUGGCCAAAGCCGUCUACGAGAAGAUGUUCCUGUGGAUGGUGACCCGCAUCAACCAGCAGCUGGACACCAAGCAGCCCAGGCAGUACUUCAUCGGGGUCUUGGACAUUGCAGGCUUUGAGAUCUUUGAUUUCAACAGCCUGGAGCAGCUGUGCAUCAACUUCACCAAUGAGAAACUGCAACAGUUUUUCAACCACCACAUGUUCGUGCUGGAGCAGGAGGAGUACAAGAAGGAAGGCAUCGAGUGGGAGUUCAUUGAUUUUGGGAUGGACCUGGCUGCCUGCAUUGAGCUCAUUGAGAAGCCCAUGGGCAUCUUCUCCAUCCUGGAAGAGGAGUGCAUGUUCCCCAAGGCCACAGACACCUCCUUCAAGAACAAGCUUUACGACCAGCACCUAGGCAAGUCUGCCAACUUCCAGAAGCCUAAGGUGGUCAAAGGCAAGGCGGAGGCCCACUUCUCACUGGUGCACUACGCGGGCACCGUGGACUACAACAUCGCUGGCUGGCUGGACAAGAACAAGGACCCCCUGAACGAGACCGUGGUUGGGCUCUACCAGAAGUCAUCACUGAAGCUGCUAUCCUUCCUUUUCUCCAACUAUGCGGGUGCAGAAACAGGUGACAGCAGCAAGAAGGGCGGGAAGAAGAAGGGCUCCUCAUUCCAGACCGUGUCGGCCGUGUUCAGGGAAAACUUAAACAAACUGAUGACCAACCUGAGGAGCACUCAUCCGCACUUUGUACGAUGCCUGAUUCCCAAUGAGACCAAGACUCCAGGUGUGAUGGACCACUUCUUGGUCAUGCACCAACUGCGCUGCAACGGGGUCCUGGAGGGCAUCCGCAUCUGCCGCAAAGGCUUCCCCAGCCGGAUCCUCUACGCUGACUUCAAGCAGCGGUACCGGAUCCUCAAUGCCAGUGCCAUCCCAGAAGGGCAGUUCAUUGACAGCAAAAACGCGUCUGAGAAGCUGCUCAGCUCCAUCGACGUGGACCGAGAGCAGUACAAGUUUGGCCACACCAAGGUGUUUUUCAAAGCUGGGCUCUUGGGACUUCUGGAGGAGAUGAGAGAUGAGAAGCUGGUGACUCUGAUGACGCGUACCCAGGCCUUGUGCAGGGGCUACUUGAUGCGGCUGGAGUUCAAGAAGAUGAUGGAGAGGAGGGACGCCAUCUUCUGCAUCCAGUACAACAUCCGCUCCUUCAUGAAUGUCAAGCACUGGCCCUGGAUGAACCUGUUCUUCAAGAUCAAACCCCUGCUCAAGAGCGCAGAGGCCGAGAAAGAGAUGGCCACCAUGAAGGAAGACUUCGAGAGGGCCAAAGAGGAGCUGGCCAGGUCUGAGGCACGCCGGAAGGAGCUGGAGGAGAAGAUGGUGUCCCUGCUGCAGGAGAAGAAUGACCUCCAGCUGCAGGUGCAGUCUGAAACAGCCAACCUGAUGGACGCCGAGGAACGAUGUGAAGGCCUCAUCAAAAGCAAGAUCCAGCUGGAGGCCAAAGUGAAGGAGCUGAACGAGAGGCUGGAGGAGGAGGAGGAGAUCAAUUCUGACCUGGUGGCCAAGAAAAGGACGCUGGAGGAUAAAUGCUCCUCUCUCAAGAGGGACAUCGACGACCUGGAGCUGACCUUGACAAAGGUGGAGAAGGAGAAGCACGCCACAGAGAACAAGGUGAAGAAUCUUUCAGAAGAGAUGACCGCUCUGGAAGAAAACAUCUCGAAGCUGAACAAAGAAAAGAAAUCUCUCCAGGAAGCCCACCAGCAAACGCUGGACGACCUGCAGGUGGAAGAGGACAAAGUCAACAGUCUCAUCAAAACCAAUGCCAAGCUGGAACAGCAGACGGAUGACCUCGAGGGCUCCUUAGAGCAAGAGAAGAAACUGCGGGCAGACCUGGAGAGAGUGAAGAGGAAGCUGGAGGGGGACCUGAAACUGUCGCAGGAGUCCGUGAUGGAUCUGGAAAACGACAAGCAGCAGAUGGACGAGAAGCUGAAGAAGAAGGAGUUUGAAAUCAGCCAGCUCCAGGCCAAAAUUGACGACGAACAGGUUCACAGUUUGCAGUUGCAGAAGAAGAUCAAGGAGCUGCAGGCCCGCACGGAGGAGCUGGAGGAAGAAAUCGAAGCGGAACACACUCUCAGAGCCAAGAUCGAGAAGCAGCGCUCUGACCUCUCCCGGGAACUGGAGGAGAUCAGCGAGCGGCUGGAGGAAGCCAGCGGGGCCACGUCCGCCCAGAUCGAGAUGAACAAGAAGAGGGAGGCUGAGUUCCAGAAGCUGCGCAGGGACCUGGAGGAGGCCACCCUGCAGCACGAAGCCACGGCAGCCACCCUGAGGAAGAAGCACGCAGACAGCGUGGCUGAGCUUGGGGAGCAGAUUGACAACCUGCAGCGGGUCAAGCAGAAGCUGGAGAAAGAGAAAAGCGAGCUCAAGAUGGAGAUCGACGACAUGGCCAGCAACAUCGAGUCGGUCUCCAAGUCAAAGAGUAAUGUAGAAAGACUGUGCCGCUCUGUAGAAGACCAAUUCAAUGAAAUCAAAGCCAAGGACGACCAGCAGACACAGUUAAUCCAUGACCUGAACAUGCAGAAGGCAAGACUGCAGACUCAGAACGGGGAGCUGAGCCAUCAGGUGGAAGAGAAGGAGUCUCUGAUUUCACAGUUAACCAAAAGCAAACAGGCUCUCAGCCAGCAACUGGAGGAGGUUAAGAGGCAACUGGAAGAAGAAACAAAGGCCAAGAACGCCCUGGCCCACGCCCUGCAGUCCUCCCGCCACGACUGCGACCUGUUGCGGGAGCAGUAUGAGGAGGAGCAGGAAGCCAAGGCUGAGCUGCAGAGGGCAAUGUCCAAGGCCAACAGCGAGGUUGCCCAAUGGAGGACCAAGUACGAGACGGACGCCAUCCAGCGCACGGAGGAGCUGGAGGAGGCCAAGAAAAAACUGGCCCAGAGGCUCCAAGAAGCCGAGGAAAACACAGAGACGGCGAACUCCAAGUGUGCUUCCUUGGAGAAGACCAAGCAGAGGCUCCAGGGAGAGGUGGAGGACCUGAUGCGGGACCUGGAGAGGGCCAACACGGCCUGCGCCACCCUGGACAAGAAGCAGAGGAACUUCGACAAGGUCCUUGCUGAGUGGAAGCAAAAGCUGGAUGAAAGUCAGGCUGAGCUGGAAGCCGCUCAGAAGGAGUCCAGGGCCCUGAGCACGGAGAUCUUCAAGAUGCGGAACGCCUAUGAAGAGGUGGUGGACCAGCUGGAGACGGUGCGGCGAGAGAACAAAAAUCUACAGGAAGAGAUUUCUGACUUAACGGAGCAGAUUGCAGAAACUGGCAAGAACCUGCAGGAAGUGGAAAAGACCAAGAAGCAGGUGGAGCAGGAGAAGUCGGACCUCCAGGCUGCCUUAGAAGAGGUGGAGGGUUCCCUGGAACACGAGGAGAGCAAGAUCCUCCGCGUCCAAUUAGAGCUGAAUCAGGUCAAGUCCGAGCUGGACCGCAAAGUCACAGAAAAGGAUGAAGAGAUGGAGCAGCUGAAACGCAACAGCCAGCGGACUGCUGAGGCCAUGCAGAGCGUGCUGGACGCCGAAAUCCGGAGCCGCAAUGAUGCCCUGCGGCUCAAGAAGAAGAUGGAGGGAGAUCUCAACGAGAUGGAGAUCCAGCUGGGCCAUUCCAACCGCCAGGUGGCGGAGACACAGAAACACCUGCGUACGGUCCAGGGCCAGCUUAAGGACGCCCAGCUACACCUGGACGAUGCCCUGAGGAGCAACGAGGAUCUUAAGGAGCAGCUGGCCAUCGUGGAGCGCAGGAACGGCCUCCUGCAGGAAGAGCUAGAGGAGAUGAAGGUGGCCCUGGAGCAGACCGAGCGGACCCGCCGGCUGUCGGAGCAGGAGCUGCUGGACGCCAGCGACCGAGUGCAGCUGCUGCAUUCUCAGAACACCAGCCUGCUGAACACCAAGAAGAAGCUGGAAGCUGACCUGGCUCAGUGCCAGGCAGAGGUGGAGAAUUCCCUGCAGGAGUCCAGGAACGCAGAGGAGAAGGCCAAGAAAGCCAUCACCGACGCGGCCAUGAUGGCGGAGGAGCUGAAGAAGGAGCAGGACACCAGUGCCCACCUGGAGCGCAUGAAGAAGAACCUGGAGCAGACAGUGAAGGACCUGCAGCACCGCCUGGACGAGGCCGAGCAGCUGGCGCUCAAGGGUGGCAAGAAGCAGAUCCAGAAGCUGGAGAACAGGGUGCGGGAGCUGGAAACAGAGCUGGAUGCAGAGCAGAAGAGGGGAGCCGAGGCUCUGAAGGGGGCCCACAAGUACGAACGCAAAGUCAAGGAGAUGACUUACCAGGCUGAGGAGGAUCGUAAGAAUGUCCUCAGACUCCAGGACCUGGUGGACAAGCUGCAGGCCAAGGUCAAGUCUUACAAGAGGCAGGCUGAGGAGGCGGAGGAGCAGGCCAACACACAGCUGUCCAGGUGCCGCCGAGUCCAACACGAGCUGGAGGAGGCGGAGGAACGGGCAGACAUUGCCGAGUCCCAGGUCAACAAGCUCCGGGCCAAGAGCCGGGACGUGGGGGGCCAGAUGAGAGAACGCUCAGAUCGAGUUACCCCUGAGGACAAAGCACUGAAGCCCGAUACCCCAGAUCUCCGCUAA
This is a messenger RNA of Ochotona curzoniae (black-lipped pika), 5960 nucleotides long. Its product is annotated as myosin-13. The coding region runs from base 93 to 5960 and encodes 1955 amino acids. Lineage: Eukaryota; Metazoa; Chordata; Mammalia; Lagomorpha; Ochotonidae. The transcript is spliced from 41 exons. Gene Ontology annotation, cellular component: myosin complex. The record is from RefSeq and is a predicted model, not a curated record. Gene Ontology annotation, molecular function: ATP binding; cytoskeletal motor activity; actin filament binding.